AUGAACACGAUCAAUACAAUCAAUCAAUCACCCCAUACAUCAUAUCCAAACCCAUCAUUCAUCUCAGGAAGCCCAGAAACAGUGCUUCAAUCUGACAUGCAUACAUUAGCAUGCAAACGGAAUCAAGGACUUUCUGUCCUUGAUUGUUUAAACAGUGGGGCACAGCUGACUAGUUGCUUACGGUCCAAUUGCACCAGAGACAUGAGGAACUGCAUUGUAUUGCUAAAGGAGGGCAACUACGGGCAGCAGUACGCCAAAGGAGUGUUGGUGGCUAGCGCAUGGAGAGCUCCGUAA
Lindgomyces ingoldianus is the source of this 294-nucleotide messenger RNA. RefSeq lists its product as uncharacterized. The transcript has 4 exons. Lineage: Eukaryota; Fungi; Ascomycota; Dothideomycetes; Pleosporales; Lindgomycetaceae. The coding region runs from base 1 to 294 and encodes 97 amino acids. The record is from RefSeq and is a predicted model, not a curated record.